Molecule: messenger RNA, 1581 nt
Organism: Andrographis paniculata
Lineage: Eukaryota; Viridiplantae; Streptophyta; Magnoliopsida; Lamiales; Acanthaceae
Product: protein JINGUBANG-like
Exons: 1
Coding region: 67-1491 (474 amino acids)
Molecular function (GO): protein binding
Source: RefSeq, a predicted model, not a curated record
UUUACAGUCCAAACACCAUCGCUGCAACUAAUUUACAUGUCCAAACCCUAAACCCUAAUUCCAUCAAUGGACCAACACAGAUCAGCUCCCCUCUCCGCCUUCCUCCUCCACCACCACCAAGACCCCGCCAGAACCACCACAAUCCACUCUCCCGCCGCCGCCCGCCUUUCCUGCAAAUCCCUAACCCAAUCCAGCUACGACCACCACCACGACAACCUCCUCUACAGCCCCUCCCGAUCCUCCACCAACAGCGCCGCCGCCGCCGCCCUCCCCCCGCCGUGCAGCCCCGAUUCCCCCUGGACCCUCUCCCCCCACCAAACCCCCUCCCCCUCCCUCCUCUACCACUGCAUCGCCUCCCUCCACCGCCAGGACGGCACCAUUUUCUCCAUCGCCGCCGCCAAGGGCCUCGUCUUCACCGGCUCCGAAAGCUCCCGCAUCCGCGCAUGGCGCCAGCCCGACUGCUCCGACCGAGGAUACUUCAAAUCCAGCCAUGGCGACGUCCGCGCGAUUUUAGCCCACGGAAACACGCUUUUCUCCUCCCACAAGGACUGUAAAGUGCGAGUCUGGAACAUCACCGCCGGGCCGGAGAAUUUUCAGGCGAGGAAAGUCGCGAACCUGCCCAAAAACCGGUCGAUUUUCAAAUUUCCGACGAAGACGACCAGCUUCAAGCACAAGGAUUCGAUUUCUUGUAUGGCGUAUAAUCAGACGGAGGGAAUUUUGUACACCGGAUCGUGGGACCGGACGGUGAAGGCCUGGAGAGUUUCCGACCACCGCUGCGUCGACUCCUUCCCGGCGCACGAGGGUCACGUGACCGACCUGGUGGUCAACCAGGAAGACGGCUGCGUCUUCACGUGCUCAUCGGACGGCUCCGUGAAGAUCUGGCGGCGGGUGUACGGACAGAGCUCGCACACUCUAACAAUGACGCUGAAAUUCCAGCCGUCGCCGGUGAACGCCUUGGCGUUAAGCACGGCGGCGGCGAAUUCGUCGUGUUUUCUGUACUCCGGGACCUCCGACGGGUUUAUUAAUUUCUGGGAGAAGGAGCGGACGUCGGGGAGGUUUAAUCACGGCGGUUUUUUGCAGGGCCACCGGUUCGCGGUGCUGUGUCUGGCGGCGAUUGAGAAGCUGGUGUUCAGCGGGUCGGAGGACACGACGGUUAGGGUUUGGAGGAGGGAGGAGGGGAGCUGCAUCCAUGAGUGUUUGGCGGUGGUGGAGGCGCACAGAGGGCCGGUGAAGUGUCUGGCGGCGGCGAUGGAGAUAGAGAAGGUGGUGGUGAUGGGGUUUCUGCUGUACAGCGCCGGGUUGGACCAGACGUUCAAGGUGUGGAGGAUUAAGAUCAUGCCGGAGGAGAAAUUGGAGGGGACGACGGCGAUUGUGAAGGUUGUUAGUAGCGCGGCUGCGGCGGCGGAGUAUGAAAUGAGCCCUGUGUUGUCGCCGUCGUGGGUGGAGAAGAAGAUACAGACCAACAGUAAUCCCUUUUCGUUAAUUAAUUAAUUAAUUAAAUUAGUUUGUAAUGUUCCCUUUUGGGAUUUAGUUAUUUCUUAUUUAGUUAGAUUUGUCGAGAAUUUUAAAGAAAAGCAUGAG